AUGACGGGGACGACUCAUAGCGUGGGAGGGGGAGCGGGAGGGGGAGGGGGGAGCAACGUGAGUGCAGCUGAUCUUCUGAAUCGCCGCAUGCUGUUGAUGAUUACUAGGGCGCACGAGCUAUACGCCAAGGACACGACCCCCAACGGCAGCAAGGUGGCUGAUUUUCUGCUCUCCCAGCUACUGGAGCUUACCCAGUCGCCGGCUGGCUUCAUCUGCAGCGCCGUCAGGAAGCCCGAUGGGGCUGUUUCCCUCAAGACCCACUCCAUCACCAACUUUGCCUGGACGAGGGAGCUACGCCUGUGGUACACAGAGAAUGCCGCCAAGGGACUCGUCUUCAGCAACAUGAACACUCUCUUCGGCCACAUUGUGAAGACCAGUGACGUGGUUCUGAGCAACAACGCCCCUGAUGACCCUCGCUCUGCUGGCCUCCCCCCCGGCCAUCCCCCCAUUAACAACUUCCUAGGCGUGCCUCUCUUCCAUGGCUCGGAGCUGAUAGGAGCUUGGGCAGUGAGCAACAGGAAGGGAGGGUAUGAAGAAUCGAUGCUGGGGGAGCUGCAGCCUGUGACCAAAACGGUGGCCCAGAUUGUGGCGGGCAUUCAGGGCAGGAAGAAAGCGGCCGAGAAGGAGAAACGAAUGGUUUCCAUGCUUAAGAGCACAAUAGACGCCAUCAUAGCUCUGGACGACGGCGGCACCAUCACGGCAAUGAACCGGGCGGCGAGGAGCCUAUUUGGAUUCACCGAAUCGGGCAGCGGCAGCAGCGGGGAUGACGUGGACGCGUCUACUCUCCCCGACACCCUUCACAUCACAGACCUCCUCGAGUCUGUUGACGGAUCAGAAGACUUCAUAGAGACUGGCCUCGACACAUUCAUAGGAGACGACCGCCCAGUCUCGGCUGUCGGGCGGCAGAUUGUGGGCGGCAAGGUCUUUUUGGAGCUAUCUGUGGCGUCAGGCGCUGCUGCUGAUGUGGCGUAUGUGCUGACAGCACGGGAGCUUCAGGCAGGCGGUGGGAACAUGCAUGUGCCUGGCACACCAGGAUCCGCUUACAGUGGGGGAGGAGGGAGGGGGAGCAUGAGUGGGGAGAUGGCGGAGAUGGGAGGCAUGGGGGGCCUGGGGGGAAUGGGGGGAAUGGGAGGAAUGGGCAUGGGUGGGGGUAUGCGUGGAGGCAUGGGUGGGGGUAUGGCUGGGGGCAUGGGUGGGGGGAUGGGGACCUAUGAUACGAUGGGGCAUGGUCGGGGCGGGAUGGGUGCGAUGAGGCCUGCUGCUGCUGGUGGUGCUGGUGGGGUGGGUGCUGGGGCAUCUGCUGGUGGUGGUGGUGCUGGGUUUGGUGGCAUCAAGAUGGACGGUCUUGAUAUCAAGCCCCGUUACAUUCGCGUUACUGUCUCACGGCCCACAAGUCUCGGCCGUAUGGAGGAAAUACCCGACAGUCACGCCUUCGCGGCAGCGCCAAUGGAGGGUGUGGAGUCGGAGCAACCUGUGCAGGGUGUCGAGGCACCUUUUAACGAGGAUAUCAACGUUUUUUCAGCACCGGAAGCGGCGUCGGAGCCUGCCGCGGCGGAGCCAGGAUCGAGCACCGCGGAACACUUCGAGGCGGCGGAUGCGGGUUUCGCGGCGUCCGAUGCGGCGCCAGAUGCGGCGGCUGAUGGGGGGUACUCGGCGCACGAGAGCGCGGCAGCGGCGGCAGCGGCGGAGUUAGAAGGCGACGGAAGGGACGCGGAAGGAACGGCGGCAGCGCCAACGACGGUGAUCACGGAAGAUGCUGAGAACCUUCUGGACGACAUGCUGGGAGAGUCAGAACCUACUGCCGAACCUGCUGUUGCCGAGCCUGUUCCUCUAGAUGAUGCGCAAGCUGCAACCAUUGGUGUUGGUGGGGAGGUUCCUGCCGAUGCUACCCCCGAGGCUCCUCCCACUGCUGCGGAAACACCUGCAGAGGAAUCUGCUCCUGCAGAGGAAACAGCACCAGCUGAGGUGACAGCAGCAGGAGCUCUAGAGGGAACCGGAACUGAGGAAUCUGCUCCUGCAGAGGAGAGUCAACAGCAGCGUGAUAACCAGGAGUCUGUUCCGCCAGUGGGGGACGCACAGGGGGAGGGGGAAGCGGCUCCGCCAGUAGAGGGGAUGGGUAUGGAUGUGAAGCAUGAUGAUGGGAGUGGUGCGUAUGGGCAGCAGGAACAAGAGCAGCCUAUAACGGGUAUGGGCAUGGAUGUGAAAGUGGACCAGGGGGGCCUGGAAGGGGGACAGGUGGUGGGGGGAGAGGGGGAGGUGAUGGGGGGAGAGGGGGAGGUGAUGGCGGAGGGAGGGCAGGGGGUGGGAGAGCAUAUGGGAGAGCAGAUUGAUGAACAGGAGGGGGAUGAAGCACUUCGGCUUCGGAUGGGUAUGGAUGUGAAACCUGAUGGGGAAACGCCGGAAGGGGCGGAGAUUGUGGGGGGAGAAGGGCAGGUGGUAGGGGGAGAGGGGCAUGAGAUGGGGGGAGAGGCGAAGAUGGCAGAGGGAGAGAUGGCGCAGGGGGGAGCCGGAGAGCAAGGGGGAGUAGGGGGAGAGGCGCAAUACGAGCAGCAGGUUGGCGCAGUUGGCAGUGCGGUCGGGGAGUAUGGGGAGCAGCCGCAUGAAGGGGAGGCGCAGGCGGGGGGGGAGCUUGGGGGGGAGGCGCUUGCAGGGGGGGAGCAUACGGCACAAGAGUAUGCAGCGCAGGAGCAUGGGGAUGGAGAGUAUGGGGCACAGGGGUAUGUGGGGGAGGCUUAUGCGGGGCAGCAGCAGGAGGGAGAGGUGUAUGCAGGGCAGCAGCAGCAGGAGGGGGGGGCUUAUGCAGGGCAGCAGCAGGAGGGGGAGGUGUAUGCGGGGCAAGUUGUGGGAGGAGUUGUGGAAAUGCAGGAGCAGCAACAAGGGGCCGUGGUGGGGGAAGGGGGAGAGGUGGUAUUCGCACCUACUGAUGCUGCUGCUGAUGAUGCUGCUGCUGCUGCUGCUGCUGCGGCUGCUGUUGAAGCUGAAGCAAUGGCGGCCAAACCUGAUGCUGAUGCCUACGCUGCUGCUGUUGCUGCAGCUGACACUGCAGCAGCAGAAGCAGCCGCAGCAGAAGCAGAAUCGGCGGCAGCAGCAGAAGUGGCAGCAGCAGCUGGUGGUGCGGUAGGGGAUGGUGGGGAGGGAAUGGAAGGGGUGCAGAUGCAUGGGGAAGCGGAAGCAGGACAAAUGGCUGUGGGAGGAUACGCAAAAGGGGGGACAGCCCAUGUGGAUGGGGCCGGGGAGGGAUACAGUGAAGGGGGGAACCAUGUAGGGGCGCAAGAAGGGUAUAAUACUCAAGGGAUGGGGAUGGGGAUGGGGAUGGGGAUGGGGAUGGGGAUGGGGAUGGGGAUGGGGAUGGGUAAUGAAGGGUACGCUCAGGAGGUCGCUCAGGGGGGGCAGGGGGAGCCUGAGGGUGGGUACACGGGAGAGCAGACACAGGCACAUGAGGGGUACGGGCAAGAGGGGGCGCAUGCGUAUGCGGUUGGUGGAGAGGCAGGAGGUUAUGCGGAAGGGCAGAUGGAAGGACACGUGGAGGGACAGAUGGAGGGGCAGAUGGAGGGACACGUGGAGGGGCAGAUGGAAGGACACGUGGAGGGGCAGAUGGAAGGACACGUGGCACAGCCUUACGGGGAAGGAGAAGCCACGGCAGGAGGAAUGGCAGCAGGAGAAGCAGCCGCAGGAGAAGCUGCAGCAGGGGAGGUCGCAGCAGCGGCAGCAGGAGGAGGAGAAGGCGCAGGGGCAGCAGAAGGGGCGGGCGCGGGCAGGAAGGAGAUGGUUCUGGCUGGCACUGAGGCAACGGAUCGGAUUCUAUCAAGUGUGGAGGCGGCAGAUCUGAUUUUGAUGCAGCAGCAGCUGCCGCAGCCGCCGCCCGGGCCGGCAGUGGGCAACCUGAUGAUGCUGCCCAUGCUGCUGGACCAGAUCGAAGCACACAUUCUCUUCUAUGGACGCAUCUUCCGUAAGGAGCCUUUGGAGGAGGAGCUGCGGAAUCUCGUCUUUGCCUCCAUGCCCUCAGGUACCACCUUCCCCAGGGGGGAAUAUCCUGGGGAAGAAGGGGAGGAGGGAUAUUAUGCAGGGAGUGGGAUGGGAGCAGGGGGGAUGAGGAGAGGGGGAGUGUGGGAUGAAGGGAUGGAGGGGGAGGAAGGAAAUCCAGGGGAAAUCGACGGGGAAAUUCCCCAUAGAAAAUACCGAGUCGGGCCUAGAAUCCCUGCGGAAGCGCAAAAAUUAGGGGCGGUUUUGGGGAGGGCGGCGUGGGGGAAGGCAGAGGAGGAAGAGGCAAGGGAGUAUCUGUUGGGUUUGGCCCCGGAUAGAGGCAUUGCAGAGGAAGCAGCUGGUAGGGCGGCUGCUGCUGCGGCUGUGGCUGGGAAGCAUGCUGCUGCUGCUCUUGGGUUGGUGUGUCAGGACGCCGAUGCAGCAGAAGUAGGGAAGGGAAGUGAUGGCAAAGGAGCAGAUGUGAUGGAAACAGAAGAGAAGGUUUCUGCAGAGGAAGCAGCUGAGAAGGUGACUGUAGAGGAAGCAGCUGAGAAGGUGACUGUAGAGGAAGCAGCUGAGAAGGUGACUGUAGAGGAAGCAGCUGAGGAGGUUCCCGCUGAGGAAGCAGCAGAGAAGGAGCUCUAUGAGGUGGACAACUGCCACGUGGAGGCUGACAGCUCAUCAGGGAAGCUGGCUGCGCAAGCGCUCGCGGCCGCUGCUGUGGCACGCGCGUCGGCCGCUGCUGCCAAGUCAGCGUGGGACUUAGUUAAGUAUUAUAGGAGUAAGGUGGGGUUGAUAAUGAUGGAGGAGGAGGGGAGGGAGUGGAGGGAAGGGGGUGGGGGAGGAAGGGGGAGAGGAGGGAGGAAGGGGGAGAAAGGGGGUGUGAAAUAUGUCCUCGCGCUGCAGUAUGGGGAGGAGGAGGAAGGGGAGGAGGCGGAGGAGGAGGGGGGACAGACUCUGCGGCACAAGUUCAGUGUGGGGUCGUUUGUGGAGGUAUGUGGGCCUGAGUGGCAGCUGGUUUCAUGGGCACAGUGCUACAGAUGA
Closterium sp. Naga37s-1 is the source of this 5007-nucleotide messenger RNA. NCBI's taxonomy places the organism in Eukaryota, Viridiplantae, Streptophyta, Zygnematophyceae, Desmidiales, Closteriaceae. The record is from the annotation of a GenBank genome assembly.